GACUUUUAAUGAUUGAAAGAAUAUAAUAAUGAUAAAAAUAUAAUGAACAAUUUGGUAACGUUAUUGAAAAAAUGGUUGAAAAAAUUGUUACAAGAAUACUAUCUAAUUAAAAAUUAAGCUCUUAUAGAAGUUUAAGUUUCGCAAGUAAACAUUGAAAUAUGCAUUGAAAAAAGAGUUUUAUUAUAGUUAUUUAACCAAAUAUUGAAUGCAAUAAUGUCAAUUCAAUAUUUAGUUAAUAUAAUAGAAAAUAUUUUAUUAAUUUUACGGAGUUAAAACUAAUAGUGAUCUCAUAAAAUCUAAAUACAUGCUAAUUUCAGUAAAUGUAAAUUCUCAAUAAUAUAAGUCACUUUUAUCGAGCUUAUAUUGAACCGUUAAAUUCCUUUAAAAAAAUAAUAAAAAGGUAUAUAAAAUUUACUUGGUAAUAUAAUUAAUAUCUUUACAAAUUGCUAUUUCAAUGGCAUUACUAUUUGGUGAUUUGAUCUACCGAUUUCUAUCCUACAAAGCAUUGAGAAGGGUACAUAGUUUUCGCGAUGACAGGAUGAUAGUCAAUGCUAUUGUGUUGCGGACGGCUUUCGGGAUGCAAUCAAACCUCGGCGCUAUUUAGGCUCAUCAGCUUUAAUUGGCUUCGUUUGUAAUUACGGCAUGAGAGGAGUCCGCGAUAGGGCUGGCACAAGCGAAGACAAUGAAGAAGGAGGCCGGAAGGAGAGGGUGGAAUACCCCGAAUAGUCCGCGCUGUCGGAGGCUGCGUUCUGGAGAGAUCGGGGAAGUGAGUUUAGUGCCGUCAUUGUCAGCUUCUCCAGGACGGGGAAGACUUGAUACAGAUCCUCAUCACAGACAAAAGACUUCUUUAUCAUCAAUUAUCGUUAGGGGAUAUCGUUACGAACACUCUAUGACGUAAUAUGUAUCAUGUUUUCAUUGCGAGACAUUAGAGAUAUCAACUGUAUUUAACCCACCCAGUCGAGGAUUUGUAAAGCUGGCGCGACAUUUUAUUAAUAUCAAAAAAAUUAUUACAGUUCUAAUAGCACUAGUACUUUAUUAAAAUAAAAAAGAGUUCUGCAACCUUUAUAUGAAAAAAAAAAUAAAAAUGAAAAAAUGUACCAAGUUCGCGAAGUUAGCACGACACCUUUUCUCUAGUACAAGAGAGCAAUAAAUAUUAUCGUUUUUAAUACCAGUUCCAAAUAGUACUGCUAGAUUUCUAGCAUUAUGUGUAAUAACAAACAAAAUAACAAACAAAAAUUUUAACGAUUUUCUUUUUAUUCUACACUUUUAAUAUUAAACACAGCGAUAUAAUAUUAAAUUCUAAUAUUAAACGAUACUCGGACGAAGUGUCGUGCUGAGUAUUUCUGAUAAUUCUAGCAACAAUUCUCGGUAGUACUUAUACAGUUCUAUUCUUUGUAAUUAUUUUUAAACAGAGUUCCGGCGAGUGAACAUUUUUUAAUAAUUUUUUAAUGCCCGAAAUUAGCACGACAUAAUAUAUUAUAAUUAUAAUGUAAUAAUACACAAAAAAUAUGCACAGUAUGAAUGUGCAUAAGCAUAGGAAGACCACUGAGCAUCUUAAGCUCAUAUAAGUUAAUGUGGCUACUAGCUGAGUUAGAUGCUCAUUGAUUUUAACGGUCUUGUGUUACAUGCUACGCAUUUUGUGUGUUUAAGUCUCAAUGAACGUGAACUAAUUUUGCCUAACGCCACGGGGACUUGCGCUCGCGUAAAUUCUUCAAUUCAUAAAUCUCAAAUGCGGCAGAGCUUUGUUUUCAUAAAUCUUCCUUUUCGCAAGAUCCUUGACUGCCGUCGUAGAUCGUAAAGGCAAUAAUUCUCGAGCGUGUAACUGCAAUUUUGCAGCCUCGUGUAACAGCACCGGCUCUUGAUACUCGGGUAGAAAUUGCGGAAUCGCUCGCACGUUACCGCGUACAAGCGUUCAAUUGACGGCGGACACACAUUUUUCGGUGACCGCACAAACACGCGAGGCGCACCCAUGCAGACCGCUUCCUGGCCUGGAAAGGGUGGGCACGUCGCCUCGCACCCGAGAAUGGAAGACGAGGAGAGACGCCGUGGGAAUGGCCUCCUUCAUGCCGAAUUACGUUUCGGCGUAACGCUCUUAAACCGCUUUCAGAAACAAUGCACAUAGCUCAUGAAACAUUCCGCAAAUCCAAACUGUAUGUACAUACACGAUAAACUGUACCGCAUUCAUACCAGCGACAAUUAUCGCUUAUUCGCCACUUAGUCUCUUGAUCUUUUAGCGAUUAAUAUCAUGAUUUUGUUGUUUAAGCUUGUUGUCACGUCAUUCUAUUUAUAUAACAUAAAAAUCUUCAUUCAUAUUUAACUGAAUAUUGUAAGUAGGAGAUAGUCUCUAUCAAUUGAGGGGUCUCAAUUAACUUCACUCAUAAUUUACCAGAUUCUUCAUCUCUUCCCACUUCCAAUUCCACAAUUGAGAUAAAGAGUCUCGGUUUAAGUUAACCGGUAUUGAUAAAACCAAUCAUAAAUCUUGAAAUAUAAUCCUUCUCGAGAGAAUUCUGAGACCCCACACCGUUUUAAGGAUCUCACUUCUGAAUAGUCGCAACUUUCGAAAUUUCAUAUUCAAGAAUCGACUGGCGGAUCCUCAUCCGCCGUCACCGGAUCUCCCGAUGGUACCUUUACCGUUUUCGAUCGCCGGCGCCUUUCGCAGACAUUCCCGAAAUUCAAUCAUCCUCUCGAACUAUUCGCCAAGAGCGGCGGCGUCAAGAGCGGAAGUACAUCAUUCCGCUGCCGUUGGUUCCCCCGACGAGGGUCGCCGGUUGGGAAGCCAGGUCGCGUCAGGUUAUCCUUCUCUCUUUCUCUGCAAAGCUACAACACGUGACGCGAACACGUGGGAAGGAGAGACCUGGGGGCCGCCAAAGAGAACCUUUCUCUCUCCUCCCUCCACCUGAGGCGUGUGGGCUUUCUCUCUCCUUUCUCUCUCUCUCUCUUUCUCUUCCGUUUCUAUCCUUCGGCAGCCAACAGGUAGAAAGAGAGACAGGUGGCUCGGCGAUGUAUGCAUGAUGCCGGGUGCGAUACGACAAUCCUGAACUCUGGCCAGUGUCCGUGAUGACUGCCUCGUGAAUCGACGUGUCUGUUGGAUAAAUAUGAUAUAGCGACGAUUUUUUUUUUACGUCUUUCGUGAAAUUAAUUAGAGUCUUUAUCAAAACGAUUCUAACUGUGCUAGAAUCGUCCAUUAUCAGUGAUGGUUUGUGAUAAAUAGAGUGCUUUGAAUUGUGAAUCUUUUGAAACAUUUAUGUGAGCUUAUCAACGCGGUGUUUACAGAAAAUCAUUGAAUAUUAAAUAAAUAAAAUGAAGUGAAUCACAGUGUGUUUAAUGGUGUAAGUUAAAAAACGAAAAUGUGAAAUUCGAUGAUUCCCAUCGCGAUCCAGCUUUCGUGGUUUUGUAUCAACAAAAAAGUGAUUGUAAAAGGUCCACAGCUAAAAUGCUAAUCGCCAGUGCAUCCAAUAAUCAAACAAUUGCUCCUACGUCAUCCGUAAAGCUUCGAAGAUCCCGCCGAUUAUCAUCUACCAGAGGAUUGAAGCAACGAACCACCGCAAAUAUUUCGAAGGAUUCUCUUCCUUAUCAAGAUCACUAUCAGAAAUUCGGUCGUUGUCCCGUAGCUAGCAAGAACAUCAACGAGGACAACACCAAAGGUAAACUACUGAUAAACUGGGAGAUGAAUGAGAGGAUUAGCUUAAGCAGCGGCUCCAGUGCCGGAUUGGCGAUUCGCCCCGAUGGUAGGAAAGGUAUCGAGUUCAGCGAAAAUCGCAGAAGGGAAAUUGAAAGUAGAUCGAAAAUCGGCGAAUGUUCAGAACGGAAUUGUGAAACCAAAUCGUCAUCAUUGUCAUCAACCAAACCAGCAUUGGAGUUGAUGAACGUAUCUGGAUUCCUUUCAAAUGUCGAUCGAAAGCACCGUGGAAGUUCUCGCUCAAUCGACAUCGAUACGGGAGAUGAAAAUAUUCUCAAGAGUGAUUCGAAGUACGAAAUCGGUAUUCCCAGUCGCAACUCCGCGACAAGAACGCAGAGGCAACAGAAUACGCUCAGGAAGGACAGCACCGAUACAACGAGAAGAUGGACCAAAGAUAAGUGCGGCGAUUCCAUCUCCAAGCGGCUAGAAUUGAUCCAUGAGCUCAAUCAAAAGAUCUUAGCUAACUAUGAAAGGUUUCAGCAGAGAUCAAAGCGUGCCAAAGACACGAAGGAGCAGACCGUCAAGAAUUGUGCCAAGGAUAAAGUUGAUCCUGAGGAACAUAUUUACACAGAGAUCAAAAGAAAAAACAAAACCUGUAGAACGAACGAUCGGAGGAAACAAGGCAUUCUUAAGCAGGAUAGCUCUAAUCAAGAAACUUGUAGAAGAGACUCCGCGAAGCGGGAUACUUGUAGACAAGCGGAUACUAAUAAAUCAGUUUUAUCUAAAAGUUACUACGAAAGUAUCAAAGACCGAGCGAAGCAAAGGGAUAUCUCGACAGCCGCGAAUAAGCUUGAUCGUAGGAUCGUUUGCGAGAAUACGAAUUUCAGCAUGGCGGCUAAAGAAAAUUUCUCCUACCAUGUUGAUGAAAAGACACUGCCGUCGAAAUAUGUGAAAUUGAAAGAUAAGAAGGGACGAUUGUCGGAAGAGAGUUCGGUCUUCUAUGCAAACGAGGAGGACAUCCCUCCGAAGGAGAUCGAAUCAAUUGAGACUCAAGAUUGCCUGGAGAAUUCCAGAUUGUAUCCCGAAAGUUGCAAUCUGUAUAAUAACGAGCCUGAGAAUGAUGGCUUGAAGGGAAAGGCAAGGGAUAGAGCCUCGACGAUCGAUCGAUCCGAUUCGCGGGAAGACACUGAGACGGAGAGAAGGAGCGAGGACGCUGUGACGGACGAAAAGAUUUUAGAGAGCAAGAUCCUAGAGAACCUGGACGAGACAAUCGAUAGAUUCGAUAGCGAAAGGACGCAAUUGACGUCGGACGAUAGCAAUGAGGAGAAGGACAGCUUUAGCACGGAUUCUAUACAGAGUGGGAGCCCGUCGAGCGUAAAAGGCUCGAAGAACGCCGCUAACCUCCUGGAUACCUUCAAUUCCUCCUGGGAUUCGGGAGUCGGGGUGGACGUCGGCAAUGGGAGUGGGUGGGUAAGGAUACACACGGGAAUCGAGAGCAGCCUCGUAUAUCUUACUCUGGACACCACAGCUAAGGACGUCUGCAGGGACAUGCUGUUGGGAGACGACUUGUCUCUGUUUGUUCAGUAUGGUGGUGAGCCAGGUAGGAGGUUGGCGUCCCAAGAGAAGCCGCUGGAGAUUCAGGAUCAAUUUCUUCAAAGGCUUGGCUACCAGGAUAUGUCCCGGCGCGCUCGUCUGGGAGUUGAUCCAGAACUCAGACAUCUCAUCGGCUUUCACGUAGGACCCACAUCGCCACUGCCAGAUCUGGGAGGAUACAGUCGUUGCGGUUACACUUUGGUAUUAAAGGGGUUGGUCUUUCCUCAGUGGAAACGACGACCUUUGGCCGUCAUCGGAUCCAGGCUCUUUCUUUAUCCGGCUUGUCCGGAAUCGCGAGCAGAAUGGAUGGAGCUAGGCGACGGAGGUGGCGCGGUAUGCUAUGCGCCGUCACGUCUGGGCAAACUCGUUUUGCGUGUCACUGGGUUUCCCAGGGUCACUCAACAGUGCCAUGUGAGCCAACACCCCGAGGAGAAUCACCAUCGUGAAACCAGGCAUCUGUAUCUGGGCUUCCAUCAUCCCUGGGAUCGAGACCUCUGGAAAGGCUGGAUCAAAACGGCUACGCAGUUGUCGACAUGCCCAAAAAAAUUGGAUUUGAGCAAGGCGGGUUUAUCAAGAGUUCCCGACAGCGCAAUUGCUUUUCCGGCAAUAGAAGAGCUCGCAUUAGGAUGCAACCAGUUCACCAACAUUGAUAACAAUCUGAAGCUUCUGCAUAGAUUUCCCAAACUUCAUACCGUCCAUCUGGAGAGUAACAAUCUCCACAGAAUCCCGAGGGAACUGCUGGAGCUGCCGGCGUUGACCUACCUUAAUCUCUCAGACAACAAGAUCGAGAUAAUUCCGGCUGACAUUUGCCAACUAAUCAAUUUGAAGGAGCUAAUCCUUGACCGUAAUGGCAUCAAGGACCUACCAGAUGAAGUGACACGGCUAAGAAACUUGAAGAAUAUUUCCCUGGUCGGAAAUUUACUCAGCACCGUACCAUCCUUUUUCAACAUGCGAGCUCUCGCUUUGACAGAAGUCCUGUCGAAGACAGAUCAUGGAAAAUCUUACAAGGAUGAGAAAAUCAAUUAUAGCAAUUUGCACAAGAUUAAUUUAAGGAACAAUCAAUUAAAAGGAAAUAUAAUUUUGGGAAAUUACGGCAACUUGACGCAUCUAGACGUGAGCGAAAAUAACAUUGAAAAAUUGGACAUCAGUGCUCUUCAAGAAUUGAAAAGUGUACGCUGUGGACGAAAUCAUUUAACGGAAUUAACUCUUUGCGGCCGAAAUCUUGUAUCGCUUAUUGCAGGAAACAAUAGAUUAAAAAAAUUAAUUGUAGAACCUGUGCCAACUAACCUGGAGCAUUUAGAUGUUUCCUACAACAAUUUAGAUGCGUUACCAGAAUGGACAACUGAAAUACCAGCAUUGCGCGUCCUUUUCGCAUCGCACAAUGCUCUCACGGCUCUCCCGGACAGGUUGUUGUCGCAACCCUCGAGAAUAGAAGUUCUUCAUCUGCCUCACAACCGACUACAAGCUCUACCACCACCCAGGAGACCAUUGAAUAUCGUCCAUUUAACUCUUCAGGGCAAUAUGUUGACCACGUUGCCAACUAGUUUUUUCGCAAACACCGAAAAGAUGAAAGUUUUGAACCUCUCCAACAAUCGGCUCUCCGAACUUCCGUAUCGCGAAGAGGCUGGCAAAACUCACCAGGGAUCGCACACCUUGGAGAAAUUAUAUGUCACGGCAAAUUGUCUGACCGAUACCGCUUUAGAUGCUCUCGCGAAGUUCACGUCUUUGAGAAUUCUUCACAUUGCUUAUAACACCCUGGACACUCUUCCGGAAAGUUGCAUAGCUGCGUGGGGUGACCUGGAAGAACUGGUGCUAUCUGGAAACCGCUUGCAAUACCUUCCAGACAACGUGGCAAAUUUGCGACAUUUGCGCGUACUGCGCGUACAUUCUAAUCGACUAUUAACGUGCCCCACCUUCAGUAGAACAGCAUCUUUGAAGGUGUUAGAUCUGGCGCACAAUCAAUUGGACAGGGUAAAUCUAGCAACACUGGUACCACCUCAACUACAAUUUCUCGAUAUAUCCUGCAACUCCCGAUUGCACGUGGACCCGCGACAAUUUCAGGAUUAUAGAUCUCAAAGGCCAAUAUCUUUGGUGGAUGUGUCUGGACAGAACAGACCCAGUUUGCCUUCUCAUCCGCAUCAGCAAGAAAUCGUCGCGGCGGAAAAGAAUACCGAACAACCAUGGCGAUUGGGUUUUUCGGAAACUGCGGGUUCACGCGAAAAGCUAUACAUUUCUCAAGUGCGAUUGCCAUCUUUCUGCAAUGUCGAGGGUCUCUUCGGUAUAUUCGACGGUGGUUCAAAUCAGGAGGCACCUAGCGCCCUUCAAGAAAUGAUCCCUCGUCUCUUACUGGAGGAACGAACGAUCCGAGAGACAUCAAAGGAAUAUCUUAAGUAUACCCUGCUGUCAGCACACAGGGAACUCAAGGAGAAGGGUCAAAAGUAUGGCGUGGACGCAACUCUGGUCCACAUAGUGAAACUAUCGUCGCAGCAAGGAUAUUCGAAGUCUUCAACCAAAUAUUCUCUGAAAGUUGCUUCGACCGGAGAUGCCAAAGCUGUUCUUUGUAGAGCCGCAGGUCCCUUGACCUUCGCUAAGUCUAAGAAAGCUCAGACAGUGAAGAACCAACUUGGUAAUGCCGCCAUGUUCCCUUUGGUGGUGCCUGAUCCAAUUUAUGAGGAAGUGACGCUGGAGGACGACGAUGAGUUCGUCAUAGUUGCCAAUCGGAGACUAUGGGAGGUCCUGACUAUCCAGGAGGCUGUGAGGGAGGCCAGAGCCGAAGCCAGUCCUGUUUUGGCUGCGAAAAGACUUCAGGAUCUCGCGCAGUCUUAUGGUGCGGAGGACAAUCUAAGCAUUAUCGUUGUCCGGUUGGCGGGGCCAAGCCCGGGCGACAUGGAUCAGCUCAUGCGUGAACUAAGGCAGGCCGUUGGCAAAAACCGAAACCAAAGCGAUAGCGUGUGUCCUUGUCCUUGUUGCGUGCCGCCAGCGGCGCAUAAACCACCGACUGCCUGCUGUUGUCACGCAAGCGAAGGCUAUUAUCUUAAUGGCGUGUUAAAAAACAUUGUAGGCAGAUCCAACAAGGUUCACGGUGGUUCCGGAAGGUAUUUCAAGAACUCCAGAUCGACGCAGGAGAACGAAAGUCCUCCGUACAGAGACGACCGCAGUUCGCCAAGUGGACAAUCCGAUCAAGCCAGUGAUAGCACUUUCAAGUCUCGUCAUCCAUCCGGAAGGAUGUGGUCCGGAAGUGCAGCUGCUAGAGCGACAAAUAAGGCUCACCAGAGUGUUCUCAUGCAGGAAAACGGCAUGCGAAAAGCAUCACCUUGCCUUGCCACGCAAGAGGAUGCUAUCUCGGAGAGAUCUAGCGCUCUCAGCGAGGAACAAUUUCGUUGUUGGGAAUACAUGCUGGAGCAGAAUACUCAGAUGCUAUUCGACAAGGAGCUGGACACGCUGACGAAGGCGCCGUUGCAUCGCGGCCAAUCGAGGUCGACACCACAGUUAGGCAGCAAUCUUCCCUUCCUGUCGAAAAGGUUCGGCAGCGCCCGCUCCUUCAAUCCUUCGCUAUCACGACCGCCGAUAGUCCGUUUCGGUAGCGGUCGAAGACUGCUGAACGGCGGGCCAAAUGCCGCUUACUUCGGCAGCCUGCAAAGGUUGAUGCCGUACAACCUCGAGUACGAUUUCGCCGUUAUCCAGGAAAGAAACGGCCUGGACUCGUUGGAACAGGACGCCUCAAGGAUGCAACAGUACUGGGGAGUUGCCACCACGGAACUGUAGAUCAAAAUCCAGCGCAAGGAUACUAGGAAUAAGAUAGAAGUGCAAAAAAGUAAAAAAUGAUAUUUAACAAUGAAUGAGCUCAAUCGUAGUUGAACAAAUGUCACUCAAAUGUAUAAUAACGUUUAUGUAAUUCUCUCCUGAAAAAGUUUCCAUUUUGAUAUUUAUAUUUUGCUGAAAGUUUGCAGCAUACGAGUUCUUUAUCAUUGUUAUCAUAUCUGAUUGCGGAAUAUAACACGGAAAUUCAUUGCGCGUUAUAUUCAAUUACAUUACAUCAUUUGUCGGAUCGCGAUAAAUUAAUUUGCGCUUAAUUAUCAACAAUUUAAUAUAACCAAAGUGAUUUGUCUUGGAAGGCUCGACGGCGCAAAGUAAUUACAAUCUGUACUCUAAUUAUCAUUGGCUGACACAGAGUAAUUAAUGGAAUACAAUGCGAUGGAGCAGAGAGCUAAUCGUACCAGAGCAACAAAAGCGCACAAUCGCAGUAUCGAUCGUGUUGAUAACAAUGGCACGACCAGAUAAGCUAUGAAGUUCUUCGAAUCUCAUGUAAGGAAAGACGGCGGGAUUUGUACCGUCACUUCGGUAAUUCGCUCGUUUAUUGCAGCUGAUACGUGUGUAAUAAAGGGACCGCGGAAACCACUGGUGCAGCCUUUACGCUACACAAAGCUUGCCUUAUUUCUUUAUAACGGUAGACAUGCGGAAGAUCUAUAUCUGCUUUAUUGCGGAACGACUUUACGGCGCUGCACAGAAAAUGAGAGAGAGAGAGAGAGAGAGAGAGAGAGAGAGAGAGAGAGAGAGAGAGAGAGAGAGAGAGAGAGAGAGAAACCAAAUAACAGAUCGAAGAAAAUCCGUUUCUAAUCUUCGAGAUCAGAGAUUAAAAUAUUCUAAAUUCCUACCUAUUCUUUAUUAUUAUAUAUACGCAUUAUUAUUUGAUGUAAAUUCUUCGAAAAGAAAUCUCUUUAUCUCUGACUAAUUGCAAAACAUACAAAACAUACUUCCACAUCUAGUAAAAUUUACAUAUGCAAAAUACGUACAUAUGCAAAUUGCAUUUCUAUUUAUUUCUUUUAAUGUAUCGAUUUUCUUUGCAUGGAUAUUUUACGUUAUCUCGCAAAUCUCAAUUAUUCUUUGCUCUAUAUUUUUAUGUUUAGUAUAUUUAGCAUUAGAUAUCGUUGUGCUUCAUAUUUUUUUCUUACAAAUGUUUUAGAAAUGUCUUUGUACAUAAUUAUUAUACAAUACUUAUAUAUAUAUAUAUUUUUUUUUUUGUAAUAAUAGGUACAAUUUAAUAUAUAUUUCCGAUUAUAACAUUUUCACGAUAAACUAUGAUAAUUUCAUAAAACACGUGAUAUCAUUGACGCAACAUCUGAUCUCGUGCUUUCAAUUACAUAUGCGUCACGUGACGAUGUAUUACGACUUAUGAUGUACAGGGUGUCUUAAUCAUACCACUAAUUGUGCGAUAAUAAUAUGUGAAAUGUUAAAUGUGUUAUAUUAUUUAAAAAAAUAUUCUAUCGUUAUUUUAUAAAAAUAAAAGUUAAUAUAAUUAUAUGUAUGAAGAAUUGUAAUAAGGUAUUUGAGUCAACAAUCUUACAAUUCUUUAUUUCAUAGGUUCUUUAAACCUACCAUUUUACAGUAAUAGAGUUGAUAAUGUAAAUUUAACAUCAUUAAUUCUUUUGAUGGCCAAGAAGCAACAUUCAACGUUUGUAGAAUUGACCAAAGUAAUGAAAUAAAACAGAGACACUGUAUAUUUAUAAGAAAGAUUAAGUCGUAUCAAAUGGGCGAUUAAAGAGCAUACUUCCGACGUAAAUUAAUUUUUUUUAGUCUCUAUUGUAUAAUUAAAACAUAUUUUUUAUUUCUCUCCUUAAUCGGAAUUAUGCUUUUCGAUGAAAAAAAAUCACGUGAAAAAAAUGUGUUUUAUAAGUGUAAAGAUAUUUUUUUAUUUUUUUAAUGUAAUAUAGAAUAUGUCCAGAAAGAAGGUAUGUUUCAAUAAUAAAUUUAUAAAUAUUUGUCUAAAAAAAGAAAGUUCUUCAAUCAUAAGAUAGGAGAAGAACAAUUUAAAAGAAAAGUUGAUUUUACAAAAGUCAAUAUAUAAUGUAAAACAGAAAACUUUAAUACUAAUUAUUCAGUAUUUGAUUAAAGUUUACAAAAAAGUUCCAUUUCUAAAAAAAUAUAAAUAUAUAGUGAAUCACCUAUUUUCGUUGAUAUAUAUUUUUCUCCGGGACACCAUGUAACAAAACUGUACCUGAGGCUGAACCAAAUAAAUCAUGGGAUGCAGUGACCCAUUGUUGUCAGAACAAAUAAACUGUACAUUUUAAA
Messenger RNA from Monomorium pharaonis (pharaoh ant), 11281 nucleotides. RefSeq names its product PH domain leucine-rich repeat-containing protein phosphatase 2 (gene Phlpp). The coding region runs from base 3434 to 8977 and encodes 1847 amino acids. The transcript has 18 exons. Gene Ontology annotation, molecular function: protein binding. Lineage: Eukaryota; Metazoa; Arthropoda; Insecta; Hymenoptera; Formicidae. The record is from RefSeq and is a predicted model, not a curated record.